Messenger RNA from Cornus florida, 1672 nucleotides. Its product is annotated as transcription factor bHLH121. Gene Ontology annotation, molecular function: protein dimerization activity; DNA-binding transcription factor activity. Bases 16 to 1029 code for a protein of 337 amino acids. The record is from RefSeq and is a predicted model, not a curated record. Gene Ontology annotation, biological process: intracellular iron ion homeostasis. Lineage: Eukaryota; Viridiplantae; Streptophyta; Magnoliopsida; Cornales; Cornaceae. The transcript is spliced from 5 exons.
GAUCGGCCAGUGCACAUGUCGUUGGUGCUAUAUCCUCGUGGCUCGUGGAAAGCACAAGCUUAUUUUUACUGUACUCUAUCUCUCUCUCUCUCCCUCUCUCUAGAGUUUGAGCAUUGGCUUUGCAUAUUUUCGCAGAAUCUCCAUUGCCAAGCAAUGGAUCAAUGGAAAACAGAUGAUUUCUCUCGAACCCUAAAUCCCAAUUCAAUCCCCACAAACAACACUAUCAAUCGAUUCCCCAAUUCGCAUCAUCUCGAACCAAGGCAAAGGCCCGAAGUGGAAGUAAAAGAUUCAACUGCUGCAAGAAGAGUUCAAAAGGCAGACCGAGAAAAAUUGAGGAGGGAUAAGCUAAAUGAACACUUUCUAGAAUUGGGAAAAGCACUUGACCCAGAUAGACCCAAGAAUGACAAGGCAACCAUCCUUACUGAUACAGUCCAAUUGCUGAAGGAUCUGACUGCUGAAGUCAACAGACUGAAAACUGAGUGUAAAGCACUUUCUGAGGAAUCGCGUGAGCUGACACAGGAGAAGAACGAGCUUAGAGAGGAGAAGACAGCUCUAAAAUCUGAUAUCAACAAUCUCAAUGUACAAUAUCAGCAAAGACACAGGGUUAUGUUUCCGUGGGGUGGUAUUGAUCCUUCAGUUGUCAUGGCACCGUCUUAUUCGUAUCCAGUCCCUCUCUCUGUUCCUCCAGGUCCAGUUCCUAUGCACCCAUCUCUGCAGCCAUUCCCUUUCUUUGGAAAUCAGAAUCCUGGUGCCAUUCCUAACCCCUGUACAACUUUCAUCCCAUAUCCGACUUCUGCUAAUCCCCACACGGAACAGCCAUCUAGACAAUAUGCACCCACUUCUCACGUUACAAGCAAACAAGAUUCGAAAAUCAAGUCAUUGGGUUGUAGUAGGGACAGUAACGAUGAAAUAAGUGAUGAUAUUAACAAUGUGGCGACACAGCUGGAACUCAAAACACCAGGAUCUAGAGCACAGCAGGUUUUUGCAGGACUCGUCACCAGGAGAAAAGAAGGGCAAGCAACCACAUAGGAAAGAGAAAAAUAUUACAGAUGGCAGCUCUUCGAGCAGGUAUUCAUCCUCUCAAGGUUUUCAGGAUCGCGCAUCCAACAGUGUGGAUAACACAUUGAAGUUCAAUAAAUGAGAAGCUUCUGGUUGCUCGUGAUAUCUGACUGCCUCCAUAUGCUAACGUCUCUAUGGUAGCAUCUGUUUGCUAUGAUACAGUACUAACUUUGAGCUUCGGCUCACCAAAGCUAUGGUCUCUCCAAAGUCGACUUGAGGGGAAGAAUGAAAACAAUGGUCGUCCUUGUGCAGCUGUGCUGAUGAAGGUCGAGGAGAAGUAUUGAUUGCUGCCGCAGCCUCCUGGAGGGCCAGGCAGAGGCUGGUUGGACUCUACCAUUCAAUUCUGUCUAGAUAAUCUAUGAUAAUUUUAAGUUUAAAACAUGAAAGUGCAACUUUGAAAUCGAAGUUGUAACAGUUGCAAGUUGGAAUAACAGUUGCAAGUUGGAAUAGAAUAGUUUUGGGUGAAAUCUAUCUUCCUGUAAAUCGCUUGUAGCUCUGUGCACCUCUGUACCUAUGAAUUGCAUGACUUCAUUGAACAGUCACUGUGGACACGGAUUGGGGUGAAUAUUUUUUUUUUUUUUACCCCCUUAGCAAUCAGACACUCAUUUCUUCC